Condylostylus longicornis is the source of this 1868-nucleotide messenger RNA. It is a transcript of the gene Shmt, whose product is annotated as serine hydroxymethyltransferase. Gene Ontology annotation, cellular component: nucleus; cytosol; cytoplasm. The record is from RefSeq and is a predicted model, not a curated record. The coding region runs from base 110 to 1792 and encodes 560 amino acids. Gene Ontology annotation, molecular function: mRNA regulatory element binding translation repressor activity; zinc ion binding; glycine hydroxymethyltransferase activity. NCBI's taxonomy places the organism in Eukaryota, Metazoa, Arthropoda, Insecta, Diptera, Dolichopodidae. The transcript is spliced from 3 exons. Gene Ontology annotation, biological process: purine nucleobase biosynthetic process; protein homotetramerization; L-serine catabolic process.
AUUUUUAGUUCUUAUUUUGUUGUCAUCAGUAACACAUUUCAUUUCAUUUAAAGUCAAUUUAUAUAAUUACUUCGACUCAGUUUUUUACAUUUUUAACAACUUUUUUAAAAUGAUAACACAGCGUUGCAAUACCAUCUAUUAUCUUAUAGCAAAAACAAAAUCGAUUUCUUUAAAAACAUUGGCGUUUUCGUCAUCUACAAUAAAUUGUCGUAAUAUUUAUUCCACAGCAACAUUGAAUGCAACAAUAGUCUUAGAAAAACGAUCAUCAGAAGCAGAUCGACAACAAAAUAAAAAUAGUAAAAUAAAUAUUCUACUAAAUAAUAACAUCAAGUCUAGUUUAAUUAUUAGAAAUUUAUCAACAAAUAAUAAUUUUAUUAAUUUAAAUAAAAUGUCUGGAAAUGCUAAAAUAUUACACUCAACAUUAGAAGCAAUUGAUCCAGAACUUUUAAAAUUGAUUCAUAAUGAAAAACAGAGGCAAAUUCGUGGCUUAGAAAUGAUUGCCAGUGAAAAUUUUACAUCACUUGCAGUUUUAGAAUGUUUAGGAUCAUGUUUGCAUAAUAAAUAUUCGGAGGGAUUGCCUGGACAAAGAUAUUAUGGGGGCAAUCAAUUUAUCGAUCAAGUUGAAUUAUUAGCACAAAAGCGUUUAUUAGAUUUGUAUAAAUUGAAUCCAGAAGAAUGGGGGGUCAAUGUUCAACCAUAUUCCGGUUCCCCAGCUAAUUUUGCUGUUUAUACCGCCUUAUGUGAACCACAUGGAAGAAUUAUGGGACUUGACUUACCCGAUGGUGGUCAUUUGACUCACGGUUUUAUGACAGCGACAAAAAGAAUUUCAGCAACCUCAAUAUUUUUUGAAAGCAUGCCAUACAAGGUUGAUCCAAAAACUGGUUUAAUUGAUUAUGACAAAUUAGAAGAAAGUGCUAAAUUAUUCAAACCAAAAUUAAUUGUUGCUGGUAUUUCAUGUUAUUCCCGUUGCUUAGAUUAUGCAAGAUUUCGAAAAAUUUGCGAUGAUAAUGAUGCAUAUUUAGUAUCAGAUAUGGCUCAUAUAUCUGGUUUAGUCGCAGCUGGAGUAAUACCAUCGCCAUUUGAAUUUUCAGAUGUUGUUAGCACAACCACUCAUAAAACAUUACGUGGUCCAAGAGCUGGUGUUAUAUUCUUCCGCAAAGGUGUACGACGUGUAAAACCAAAUGGAGAAAAAGUAUUGUAUGAUUUGGAAAACCGUGUAAAUGCCGCUGUAUUUCCAGGGUUACAAGGUGGUCCGCAUAAUAACACAAUCGCUGGAAUUGCUACAGCAGCUUUACAAGCUCAAUCCCCAGAAUUUGUUAUGUAUCAAAAACAAGUUGUUAAAAAUGCACAACGUUUGUGUAAUGGUUUAAUUAAAGCGGGUUAUUCAAUAGCCACUGGCGGCACUGAUGUGCAUUUAGUUUUAGUUGACUUAAGAUCGACUGGAAUCUCUGGAGCAAAAGCAGAAUAUAUUCUAGAAGAAAUAUCAAUUGCAUGCAAUAAAAAUACUGUACCAGGAGAUAAGUCCGCGUUAAAUCCUUCCGGUAUCCGUUUAGGCACCCCAGCUUUAACAACAAGAGGGCUUACCGAAGAACAUAUUGAUAAAGUUGUCGAGUUCAUUGAUCGUGGAAUUAAAUUGGGAAAAAAAAUAUCUGAUAUUUCUGGUGUCAAAUUGAUUGAUUACAAAAAUGUGAUUCACUCGAAUGCUGAAAUUGUUGCCGAAGUUUCAAAUUUAAGAAAAGAAGUGGAAGAAUUUAGUGCACAAUUUCCUCUGCCUGGUUUCUCGGAUUAUUGAAAGGAAAUUUGCCAUCACUUUAGUUUUUAAGAAAAUAAUAAACGAAAUAAAGUGCUUUUAAAAAAUACACUGAAAA